UGUUCGUAUCGUCAGUGGUUCAGUUCUAUUCUAUGGUUCUGUCAGUUUCAUUACAAAUUUAUUAGUCGAUUUAACAUUUUUACAAACUGUAUAUUAAAUUACAAAAUUAAGAAUGGCAGAUAUACAGGCACCCGUCCGCGUUUCGCCUCUAAUCAAAUUUGGGAGAUGGAGUUUUCUCGGUGUAGGAGUUCUAUACGGAGCAUUCCAUCAUAAUAGGUUAUCCAAGAAAGAGGCUGCCAUUAGAGAAGUCGAAUCCAAAAAGAAAGCUGAACGUGAUGCUAAACUUGCUCUUGAAAAGAAGGCUGCUGCCGAUAAAGAAAUCAAAGAAUUAGAAGCGCUGGGCAAGUGAAUGCUGUCGUAUAAUAUUGUUUAUUUGUACAUUAGUUGAUAAAUAAAGUGUUUAAACUUUGAUGAUUUAAGUGGGGAAAGUAUCCCAAAUGUACAACUCAAAAGACAAUUUCCGACUUUGAUUUUGAAUCCCUGGUAAUAUUCAAAUGCAUAACUAACGUUUUUUUAAACAAAUGUAGUCGAAUAAAACUUUCUGUUUUA
Messenger RNA from Anoplophora glabripennis (Asian longhorned beetle), 549 nucleotides. It is a transcript of the gene ATPsynE, whose product is annotated as ATP synthase subunit e, mitochondrial. Gene Ontology annotation, biological process: proton motive force-driven ATP synthesis. NCBI's taxonomy places the organism in Eukaryota, Metazoa, Arthropoda, Insecta, Coleoptera, Cerambycidae. The transcript has 2 exons. Gene Ontology annotation, molecular function: proton transmembrane transporter activity. The record is from RefSeq and is a predicted model, not a curated record. Bases 113 to 349 code for a protein of 78 amino acids.